CUAUGGGUUGGCCAUGGAAGUAGAGCUGCAAAAGAGAAGACGUUUUUUGACAGUCACCUAGCUCCAUUUUACAGAAUCGAACAGCUCAUAAUAGCAACCAAUCCUGAUGCAGAGAGUGGAAAACGUCCAACUAUCAUCACACAAGAAAACAUCUUGUUACUUUUUGAUAUACAAAACAAGGUAGACUCAGUCAAAGCAAAACACUCUGAGUCAAUUGUGUCUCUAGCUGACAUUUGUGUGAAGCCCCUUGGCAAGGAUUGUGCUACUCAAAGUGUUCUUCAGUAUUUCAAGAUGAAUGCUACAUAUUUUGAUGAGUAUGGGGGUAUUGACCACCUUCAGUAUUGUUUUCAGCACUAUACUUCUGCGGAGGAUUGUAUGAGUGCAUUUAAAGCCCCCCUUGAUCCAAGUACUGCUCUUGGUGGCUUUUCUGGUAACAAUUACUCAGAGGCUUCUGCUUUUAUUGUAACGUAUCCUGUGAAUAAUGCAAUUGAUAAAGAAAGCAACGAUACAAAAAGAAACGUAGCCUGGGAGAAGGCAUUCAUCCAGUUAGUGAAGGAUGAAAUCUUGCCAAUGGUUCAAUCGAAGGGUUUGACACUGGCAUUUUCAUCAGAGAGCUCUAUUGAGGAAGAACUUAGACGAGAAACCAAUGCUGAUGUUAUAACUAUAGUGAUAAGUUAUCUUGUAAUGUUUGCCUACAUAUCUUUGACAUUGGGGGAUAGUCCACGCUUCUCUUCAUGUUAUAUAUCAUCUAAGGUGUUGCUUGGCCUUUCUGGCAUUGUUCUUGUCAUGCUCUCUGUUCUUGGAUCAGUUGGUUUUUUCAGUGCCAUAGGAGUAAAAUCUACCCUCAUCAUAUUGGAAGUUAUCCCAUUUCUUGUGUUGGCGGUUGGGGUGGAUAAUAUGUGCAUAUUGGUGCAUGCAGUUAAAAGGCAGUCAUUGGAGUUGCCUUUAGAAGCACGAAUGAGCUAUGCUCUUGUAGAAGUAGGUCCAUCUAUAACACUAGCUAGUCUAGCAGAGGUUUUGGCAUUUGCAGUAGGAAGUUUCAUUCCUAUGCCAGCUUGCCGUGUGUUUUCCAUGUUUUCCGCAUUGGCUGUUCUAUUGGACUUCCUCCUGCAAGUGACUGCUUUUGUUUCCUUAAUGGCCUUUGAUUUUAUGAGAGCAGAAGAUAACAGGAUUGAUUGUUUUCCAUGUAUUAAAGUUUCUGAUUCAAAUUCUGAUCAUGAUAUAGGUAGUCAACAAAGAAAACCUGGUUUGCUGGUUCGAUAUAUGAAGGACGUGCAUGCCCGCAUUUUAAGUAUGUGGGGAGUAAAAGUAGGUGUCAUAUCCGUAUUCGCUGCUAUUGCAAUGGCAAGCAUUGCAUUAUGUGCAAGGAUUGAGCCAGGUUUGGAACAACAAAUUGUUCUUCCUCAGGACUCAUAUCUCCAGGGUUACUUUAGUAACAUAUCUGACUAUCUCAGAAUUGGACCACCAUUGUACUUCGUUGUGAAAAACUACAACUAUAGUUCUGAAUCUGGGCAAACCAACCAAAUAUGCUCUAUCAACCAUUGCAAUUCAAACUCUCUUUUGAACGAGAUUUCAAGAGCAUCUUUAACUCCCGAAUCAAGUUACAUAGCUAAACCAGCUGCAUCUUGGCUUGAUGAUUUUUUGGUUUGGAUAUCCCCAGAAGCUUUUGGCUGCUGUCGUAAAUUUAAUAAUGGGAGUUUUUGCCCAGCUGAUGAUCAGCCUCCUUGUUCAUUCAGCAGUGGAUUAUCUACUUGGGUGGGCAUAUGCAAGGACUGCACAACGUGCUUUCUUCAAUCAGAUUUAGACAAUGGCCGCCCAACAACUGAACAAUUCAAAGAGAAACUCCCGUGGUUCUUGAGUGCAUUACCUUCUAAUGAUUGUGCAAAAGGUGGUAAUGGGGCUUACACUAACAAUGUUGAGCUUAAAGGCUACGAAUCUGGUGUUAUUCAAGCAUCAGCAUUUCGUACAUUUCACACCCCUCUCAACAAGCAAAUUGACUAUGUUAAUUCAAUGAGGGCUGCACGGAGUUUUGCUUCUAGAAUGUCUGAUUCUUUAAAUGUGGAGGUCUUCCCAUAUGCUGUAUUUUAUAUAUUUUUCGAACAAUACCUUGAUAUAUGGAGGACAGCAUUAAUCGAUCUUUCCAUAGCUGUUGGUGCUGUAUUCUUAGCAUGUUUUGCCAUCACAUGCAGUUUUUGGACUUCAGCAAUUAUCUUACUUGUGUUGGUGAUGAUCGUAGUAGAUAUGAUGGGCAUAAUGGCAAUCCUAAAUAUCCAAUUAAAUGCUGUAUCGGUUGUCAACCUUGUAAUGUCAGUGGGUAUUGCUGUUGAGUUCUGUGUGCAUAUUACACAUGCUUUUCUGGUAAGCAGUGGAGAUAGGAAUCAACGCAUGACGGAUGCAUUGACCUCUAUGGGAGCCUCUGUAUUUAGUGGUAUCACUCUUACGAAGCUUGUUGGAGUGAUUGUUUUGUGUUUUUCACGCUCAGAAAUUUUUGUGGUUUACUAUUUCCAAAUGUACCUGGCCUUGGUUUUUCUUGGUUUCCUUCAUGGCCUCGUCUUUCUACCCGUGGUGCUGAGCAUGGUUGGUCCACCGUCAAGGUCUGUGCAAAUCGAGAAACAAGAAAGUCCUGAACCUUCUACAACACACCCCCACUUCUAAACUACUACCAUAGUACCAUAUAUACAUAAUUAUGUAGCUUGUGAGCGCUACUAUGGAAUUUAAUUAAUGCUAAAUGAAAUAUUCUUAGAGGCGUUGCACUUGGGAAUUGCUCUACUUAGGUUGUGAAUGUAUAAAUAAUACAUGUACAUGGAAUUGCACUUAAAUAAGAGUUGUCUGUGUAGGGUGUUUAGAGUGAUAGAGAAAUCAUUGGCCAAAACUAUUAAUUUCGCCUUGCUUUUAACCAAUCGUGGAAAUAAAUGUAAUUUUUAUGAUUGGGCGUUUGGUUAAUUUCUGUAAUUGGUAAGAAUGUUGUUAAUCAUAUCAAACUUUCGUUUCACUGCAAUUGUUGAUAUA
Cuscuta epithymum is the source of this 3009-nucleotide messenger RNA. Lineage: Eukaryota; Viridiplantae; Streptophyta; Magnoliopsida; Solanales; Convolvulaceae. The record is from the annotation of a GenBank genome assembly.